GAGUGUGUGUUUUGUGUUGUUCAAGUUUAAAGGUUAAACAGUUUGGAUUUGAAUGUUCAACACCCGAGGGGUUUGUGAAAAAUUGAACGAUAUUUGAACGGUGUCAUGAAUGCAACAAGUUAAGGAUGUAGUUAGCUAAGUAAUAAUGUGUGAUAUCGAUAUUCUGUCGCGAGAACCGUAGUGAUGUGCUGGUGUCGACAAUGAUUGUGUCUCGUACGCAACUAGUGUUGUUCUGUGCGCUAUUACAUUAUCGCGUCGAGAGUCAACAGGAGGUGCUUAUUGAAGAGUCGUUGGAAGUGGAAUCUGUACAAGGUCCGACUGGGGGUCGUGUGGAGUUACCAUGUGACGUCAGCCCAGCGCUCGCCGCGGACCGUGUCGGUCUCGUCAUCUGGUAUAAACAGGGACAUGAAACACCUAUUUACUCGCUGGACGCAAGAGAAGGAAUUUCAUCGCAGUGGUCAGAUCCGGCAACUCUGGGCAACCGAGCUACAUUCAGAACUAACACCACGCCUGCUGUGCUCAUGUUGACUAAACUAAGGCCAGAAGACAGCGGCCAGUACAGAUGUCGAGUGGACUUCAUAAAAUCUCCAACAAAGAACACCAGAUUGAACCUUACAGUGCUUAUACCACCUGAUAGGCUGAUAGUAUUGAACGAAAGCAAUGAUGAAGUCCACGGCAGUAUACUAGGACCUUACGACGAGGGAGCUGAAGUGAACCUAACCUGUAUAGCAGUCGGAGGUCGUCCAAUAGCGAGGAUAUCGUGGUGGAAAUCGCACGCUCUAUUGGCUAAUUCAGAAUCCAGAGCAUCUGUCUCCUUAACUUUGCAUAGACCUGACUUUGGUACGGAGAUUACUUGUCAGGCAGUGACAGAUCCCUCGAUACCGCCAUUAUCGCAUAGACUAUCCAUCGAUAUGAACUUGCCACCAUUAUCUGUGCGCAUACAAGGAGGGAAACGACCCUUGGUUGCCGGUCAAACUUCAGAGUUGUCCUGCCAAGUGGUGGGGGCUAGACCCAAACCGGUAAUAACUUGGUGGAAGGGAGGCACUAAGUUAAACACUGUUAGGGAUACUACAUCAAUGGACGGUAACAUUACGGUAAGCGUACUUACCUUUGUCCCGGCGAUCGAGGAUGCAGGUAGAGUGUUGUCUUGUAGAGCAACUCAGCCUGCAGUGUCACACACAACACGGGAGGAUGGCUGGAAGUUAGAAAUACAACAUUUACCCGUUGUUACUUUGAAGUUUGGAGCAAAUAUUGAUGCGAACAAAGUAAUAGAAGGAUCGGAUAUUUAUUUGGAUUGUAGAGUUCGAGCUAAUCCGUGGUACAGCAAUGUGCAUUUUACUCGUAACGGUUUAACAGUGAAGGCUGGACCAGGUGUACUGCUAGCUAACCAGAGCCUUGUGUUACAACAUGUUUCGCGGCAAGCGGCUGGAGCUUACGUGUGUGCGGCAACUAAUGCUCUAGGGGACGGAAUGAGUACACCCUUAUUGUUGGAUGUGAAAUACGCGCCGAGCUGCAAAUCAGAGCAGACGAUCAAUAUACGAGCGGCGAGGGGGGAGGUGCUCGAGAUACAAUGCGAUGUCGACUCUAAUCCUAAAGUGCCAGUAACAUAUCAAUGGUGGUUCAACAGUACUACACAUAGCCGACGAGAAUUGAAAACUUCAACACAAGUACAGAAAGGAGGUACAUAUUCGUAUACGAUAAAUUCGUCGUCGGAUUAUGGUUGGUUGCAAUGCCUUGCAUCUAAUACGGUUGGAUCACAGACAAAACCAUGUGUUUAUCAUAUACUACCAGCAGAGAGGCCGAGUACAGUGAGGCAUUGCGAUGUUAAAAAUAUUACUUAUGACUCCCUAAUAAUAACCUGCGCGCCCGGACAUGACGGCGGAUUGCGACAGACUUUUGUUUUAGAGGUGUUCGAUAAAGCAACAGGUGUAUUAUUACGCAAUAUAAGUAACGAGGAAUCAAAUUUCGAAGUCCCAGGUUUGAGUUCCACUGAGAUAUCAAUUGCUAUACGUUCGUAUAAUGCGAAAGGUUCAAGUGACGCGUUUACUUUGACUUGUAGUCUCCUACAGUACCCGGAACGGAGAACAGGUCAAGUUCCAGUGAAGGUUGAGUUGACGACUCUGCUAAUAACAGUUUUGAUAGCUGUGGCAAUUAUAACAAUAAUGGCGACCCUAUCUGCUGCUGUCUGUUAUUGUAAAUACUGCAAUCAAAGAGAAGGUACAGAACAUGGAAAGAAGAACAAAAGAACUCGCGAGGAAAGUUCAGAUGUUUUACUGACGAGUGAAAAGAAAACUGAAAGUGCUGAUAGUCUAGAUAAAAAUCCCGAUAUAAUACCAUUAAACACCAAAUUAAGUGACAGUUGUUCAAAUAAAUCGUCAGCCACAGAUUAUAGUUCCGUCAGACCCUUAAUAUCGACAACCAACUUAGAAGAAUUCGAAGUACCAACCCGUUUCAGUGGCCAACAUCCGAUGUCUUACCAAUUCGAACACCCAUUAAAAUAUAGAGUACCAAACUUCCAACCAAACUUGGCACCAAUGCCAAACAUUGGAACAAAUGUUUAUAGACACCAUCAUAAUGUGUAUGAAGAUUGGUUGAGAUAUAAAAACGCGUUACCUUUAGAUAGUAGUCAUUUGUUACCAUUGGAACAAUUACGACCACCAGACGAGUAUUUACCUCCACCUGUGCUCAGCGAUCUCUAUCGGAAUCCAAUACCACAAUACCCACAGGGAACCCAUUUCCAAGAAUUAGACCAUGGAUAUCACAAUGAUAAUAGACAAAUGUCAAGUCAAAUUAACUCUGAAUCGCCUUCAGUACGUGUACAUUCAGAAAAUAAUAGCGCGUAUUUUAAUAAGUUUGGUACAACUAGUACAUUGCCUAGAUUGAAAGUGAUGCCAACCAACCUUCCAAAGGAGAAAAUAGAAGCACCAAAAUCUACAGAGACUGAAAUGAAUAGUCGAGAAAAUUAAGAAUUUAUUAUGAUAAAUAUAUCAGCAAUAGAAAGAUUAAAUUUCCACUAAGCUACGCGCCGCGCGACUCUGACCGUAUGUGCGUUUCCACUGGCGCUGGAUUCGUGCGA
Messenger RNA from Papilio xuthus (Asian swallowtail), 3076 nucleotides. RefSeq names its product nephrin-like. The coding region runs from base 201 to 2966 and encodes 921 amino acids. The record is from RefSeq and is a predicted model, not a curated record. Lineage: Eukaryota; Metazoa; Arthropoda; Insecta; Lepidoptera; Papilionidae. The transcript is spliced from 22 exons.